GCGAAGACCUUUAUGAAAAUUUUAACAAUUACCAAUAUGAAUCAACCUCAACCUUUAAUACCUCAAACCGCUAGUAUCCCUCUAAAUUCAUCUUUUAAUAAUCUUACUGCGAAACAAAAAUAUGAAAUUUUAACUAAAGGUACUACUGACAUGUUUGGUAGUGCGCAAGAAAUAGAGAACCAGACAGCUCCUCAAUUUCCGACUGAUAUUCUUUCUGGAUCAUCUUUUCGUUAA
Messenger RNA from Dentiscutata erythropus, 234 nucleotides. NCBI's taxonomy places the organism in Eukaryota, Fungi, Glomeromycota, Glomeromycetes, Diversisporales, Gigasporaceae. The record is from the annotation of a GenBank genome assembly.